This is a messenger RNA of Glossina fuscipes, 3264 nucleotides long. RefSeq names its product probable arginine--tRNA ligase, cytoplasmic. The coding region runs from base 2070 to 2735 and encodes 221 amino acids. The record is from RefSeq and is a predicted model, not a curated record. NCBI's taxonomy places the organism in Eukaryota, Metazoa, Arthropoda, Insecta, Diptera, Glossinidae. Gene Ontology annotation, molecular function: arginine-tRNA ligase activity; ATP binding. The transcript has 5 exons. Gene Ontology annotation, biological process: arginyl-tRNA aminoacylation.
AAAGAAAAUCAAAGUCAUCAGUACAAUGCUGAAUUCAGCUUCAGUUAACUAGAUAUUAUUUGAAAGGCGUACAUUGACUUACAAUAUAAUCAAUUGAUAAAUCAUGCAAAGGUUAAUAAAAACAAUUUUGUAAAAUUUUUAAUUAAAUGAAAUAAAGUGAGACUUCUGCAGCAAUCUAUACAUAAUAAUACGUGUACGUAGAUUGUAAUUGACGUUGUUGAAAAAUGUAUAAAAUCGUUUUCAUACAUAUUUUUGUGAAAGGUAAGAAGAGCCUUUCUACGUCUUAUAAGAUACCUUUUCCGGCAAUGUCGACGAUGCUCUACUAUUAUUUAAAAAAUUGGAUUAACCAUCUAUGGUUGAAUUUGAUUUUAUAAACGCGACUGAUACUUAUUCAUUCUUAUUGUGUACAUCAUUCUUUAAUACAAUGCACUUAAAUUGGCCAUUGUAGGGCUUGUAAAUUCCAUAUUGUACUAUGAAUAAAUAAAUAAUUUACUUGCCUUUCACAAAUUCUCUAAAAAACAAUCCUAACGGAAAGUGUCAGCAAUUUUGGUUACAUUAGUUUUGACAAUUUUGAGUCCGGCUCAAGCAUCUCUUGUGAAUACAUAAAGCUAAAAAAUCGAACUCGAACGCGAAACCUAGUUAAUGUCAUGCACUGCUUACUAUCUAUCACGCAGCUGAUGUUUUUCAUAUGUGAUAACAUCCGGGGUUCAUUUGCUGAAUUGAAGGAGAAAAACCGAAGAUGUGUUUUUCAUACAACUAUUUGCGUGACAAAUAUAUGCCAACUAACUAAACUGUUUGGCUAAAAGUUGAAAAAAACGGGACGUGCUUCACCGAACAAACAGAAGGGUUAGUUAAAAGAGUGAAGCGAACGCUUUACAUGAAUUGGAACCAGUGAACAGCAUGCACGAAUCGAGCGCACGAAAGAAAGCGAGAUUUUGGGCGAACAAGAUGAAGAACUCAGUAGACCACAACUGGAAAACAUGAAACUUAAGCUAUUGCCUUUAUUUUAGCUUUAUUAGAAAGCGUAAAGGUCAGUGAUUGAGUUGCAAAUCAUUGUAAUUAUGUCCAAAAAAUGUUAUCUUUCAAACUUUGGAAGCUAAAAAAUAAUGCGCAAUAACCCCGAUUGCUUCUAACUUCUUAACUGAUUCUACAUCUUCGUUUAGUGCUGUUGCCAUACCUACGAAAAUAGAUGAAUUUCUAUUAGCGAUCAUUUAAUUUAUUUGUUUACGAAUGCUAUUGCUUCAGCUUUCCGCAUUUGGUUGCUACUACAGCUGUUAUAACGCCCGUUAGCUCAAAUGCCGCAAAGUUCUGUCAUUAGUGUAAUAGUGCUAUGUCAUCAUCCACAACUUUCAAAGUUGAUCCAGGAUCUAUCAAAUCUCCGUGCGAUAUAGUACAAGAGAUUAUAAACGAUACCACCUCCAGCCUAUUGAUUAAUAAGCUAGAAACUGCCGGUGCUGGUCUUAUAAAUGCUUUCUUAAAAAAGUACUUGAAACUCGUAUAAAUUUUAAAUUGCUUUUAGAUCUUUUGUUGUUAGUGCUUUGACAAUACCGUAUGGAUAGGUUUUAAACCGCCUCAAGUAAAGCGCCACCAUUAGACUUAGUAGAGUUUUUUCCUCCGAACAUCGCCAAACAUAUGCAUGUGAAACAUUGCAAAUCUACCAUAAUUGGUGAAUCAAUUUGAAGUUAGUUGGGAUUUUUUGGCCAUGAUGGUUUGCGGAUCAAUCACUUAGAAGACUGGCGAACUCAGUUGGGAAUGUUCAUUACUCAUCUAGAAGAACGAUUUCCUAAUUUGCUGAAUGAAAGUCCAGCCAUAGUGUAUUUGCAGGCGUUUUACAAAGCAUCCAAGAAACGAGGGGCUCGUUUGUAUCAUCUUUCGAAAAUUUUCCGUAAGAACGUUUUCGGAAAUUUUUUUAGAUUCGACAAAGAUUAAGAAUUUAAAAAGCAUGCUUAUAAUCGAGUCGUGGAGCUACAGAAUGGGGAGACAAAUUCUACUAAGGCUUGAAAAUUCAUCUUCGAUCUUUGUCGAAAAGAAUUCCAAAAAAAUUUACGAACGGUUGGAUGUAAAACUUUAUGGAAAAGAUGAAGGCCGAAGUUGGUAGAAAGCUUAAAACUAGAUCCGGCGAUACGAUAGAGUUAACAGAUUUACUUGACGAAGGAUUGAAACGGUCCUUAGCUGAGCUCAUGGAAAAGGAACGCGACAAAGUUUUGACACCCGAAGAACUAAGAGCUGCCCAAGAAUCGAUGGCUUAUGGUUGCAUUAAAUGUGCCGAUUUAAGUCAUACUCUCCUCAACGAUUAUGUAUUCUCCUUUGAUAAAAUGUUGGAAGAUCGCGGCAAUAUAGCCGUUUACCUGUUAUAUGCUUGCAGUUGCCUGUGCUCUAUUACACGUAAUGGCGGUAAAGAUUUCUCCCAACUCAAUAACGUGCUCGAGACGGUUAAAAUUAAAUUGGGCUAUGAAAUAGAAUCAAAACUGGCGAAGACUUUAUUAAGACUUCAAGAGAUUAAGACUUUGUUGAAAAUCUCGAAAGGCCUAUUGUUACAUUUAUUAUACGAAUAUUGUUACAAAGUUUGUACGACAUUAUCAGAAUUCUACGACGAUUGCCAUUGCAUUGCGAAGAACGAAUAUGGUGUAAUAAUCAAGGUGAAAUGUAGCCGUAUUUUAUUAAGCGAAGGUACUGCAUUGAUACUAAAAGAAUGUUCAUAUAUUUUGGGAUUAGAACCAGCGGAAGAAAUCUAAAAUAUCAAAUCGUAAUAAAAAAAGCGCCACAUAUUGUGGUCUAAUAAAAGGUAGGAAAAAUUAAGAUUUCCCUAAUUAAAAACUACAUUUGUGGGUUAAGGAUCAAAAAGUACAUUUCUUAAGAAAGAAAAGAUAAUAUUAAAUACCGAUUGAAGCUUGUUUUGACUUAAGACAGCCUUAAAUGUGAAAUAUACCGCAAUCAAUCUUAAAAAAAAAAGGCGAAAAAGUGUACAUACAGCGAAAACACAUCGCUUGAAGGUUCGAAAAAAAGCGUCUUCAGUUAGUGGUACUUAAUUUUUGUACUCGUUUUCGUACCUUUAAAUAAUAAUUUUUCAUUGAGUUCUUCUAUUAAUUUUACAUUCAAAUACUUUUCCUUGAAAUGUCACAAAAUAUUCAGAAAACCAAAAAAGUUUCGCGAGGUGUUAGAAAAGUGAUUAGAAGGUAAGAAAGUUAAGAAGUGGGGAAAAAUUGGACAGAAAUAGCAAAUUCAACUGCAAUGAUUCAGCUAUUAUACAAAAUACAGGCCAAU